Drosophila innubila is the source of this 777-nucleotide messenger RNA. It is a transcript of the gene Tim17b1, whose product is annotated as probable mitochondrial import inner membrane translocase subunit Tim17 1. Gene Ontology annotation, biological process: protein import into mitochondrial matrix. The record is from RefSeq and is a predicted model, not a curated record. The coding region runs from base 29 to 577 and encodes 182 amino acids. Lineage: Eukaryota; Metazoa; Arthropoda; Insecta; Diptera; Drosophilidae. Gene Ontology annotation, molecular function: transmembrane protein transporter activity. Gene Ontology annotation, cellular component: TIM23 mitochondrial import inner membrane translocase complex; mitochondrial inner membrane. The transcript is spliced from 3 exons.
AUUUCUCUUAUUGCGAUUAACUAUUAUUAUGGAGGAAUAUACACGCGAGCCGUGUCCCUUUCGCAUUGUGGAGGAUUGUGGCGGCGCUUUCGCAAUGGGAUUUGUGGGCGGCGCCAUCUUCCAGGCCAUCAAGGGAUUUCGAAAUGCACCGUGUGGCAUGCAACGUCGCCUGGCUGGUGGAGUGGCCGCAAUGCGUGCACGUUCCGCUUUGGUCGGUGGCAGCUUCGCCAUUUGGGGCGGCACCUUCAGUGCCAUCGAUUGCACAUUGGUCUAUAGUCGCGGCAAGGAGGAUCCAUGGAAUUCUAUAAUCAGCGGUGCGGCAACUGGCGGCGUUCUUGCCGCACGUGGUGGUGUCACCGCCAUGUUGAGCAGCGCUUUGGUUGGCGGCGUGCUUCUGGCUCUCAUCGAGGCCGCGGGCAUUGCCGUCUCGCAUUAUACGGCCGAUAACUAUCGCCAGAUAUCCGUUGUGGAACGCAUGCAGCUUUAUAAUGAGCGUCAGCGUCAACAACAACAGCAGCAGCAGAAGAUCGCCAGCUUCUAUACGGAGCCAAAUGAGGGUAACUCGUUGCCGGCUUAGAAACUUGUCGCGUCAUCGAUUGAUAACAAACGUCGAAUACAAAUGUUGAAAAUCACGUAUUAUAUUCUUUUAAAUGUAUUUUAUUUACUCGAAUUUUUAUACAUUUUUUUUUUUUUUGGUAUGCUGAUGCCUCGAAAUUGAAUAGAGACACACUAUCACUGGCAUUUUGAGUUUCAUUAAUAUUCAUUUGCCGUGCACUU